AUGCUCGCACUGCGAGACGUAGGAGACGAAUGGAUACGCAAAGACAGCCAAGUGGGACUAAAAGGGCGGGUGAGCGAUGCGCUGAAACAGGAAAGGGCCCGCAUUUUCACCCUUUCUUUGGUCAGACUUGCCGUGGACACCGGGGGAUCAUGCUUGGUCUGUGUUUGA
Messenger RNA from Fomitiporia mediterranea MF3/22, 168 nucleotides. RefSeq lists its product as uncharacterized. The transcript is spliced from 2 exons. Bases 1 to 168 code for a protein of 55 amino acids. The record is from RefSeq and is a predicted model, not a curated record. Lineage: Eukaryota; Fungi; Basidiomycota; Agaricomycetes; Hymenochaetales; Hymenochaetaceae.